Notechis scutatus (mainland tiger snake) is the source of this 1035-nucleotide messenger RNA. RefSeq lists its product as uncharacterized. The record is from RefSeq and is a predicted model, not a curated record. NCBI's taxonomy places the organism in Eukaryota, Metazoa, Chordata, Lepidosauria, Squamata, Elapidae. Gene Ontology annotation, cellular component: cytoplasm. Gene Ontology annotation, molecular function: oxidoreductase activity.
UUGCACCAACUUAAUUGGUUAUCUCUUCCUCUUCACUGUACCAUGAGCAUUAUAUAAGAUUAGGUGUUUGCAAAUACUUGGAACCGUGAGAGAGAGGGACAAGUAGUUUGUAAAGGUGUGGAUUCCCGAGUUGUUCUAGAUUGGCUGGCUAGCAAGGAAAUAUGGAAGGGCUGAAUCUAUGCAGUGUCCUGGUGACAGGAUCUAAUCGGGGCAUUGGUCUGGAGAUGAUCAAACAAUUGGCCAAGAAAAGCAAACCACCACAAUGGAUCUUUGCAACGUGCCGGGAUCCAGAGGGACCACGUAGCCAGGAUUUGAGGAAUUUGGCUGCUCAGCACCAGGAAAUUGUGAUCAUCCCACUGAACAUUACCGAUCCAUCCAGUAUCGAGGCGGCUGUAGCGAUGGUCACGGAGCGGCUGAAUGGAACUGGGCUGAACCUGCUGAUCAACAACGCAGCAAUUGCCUCCCAUGAUACCAAACUCAUCUCUCAAACACCUGAAGACAUGGCCGAGGUCUACAAAACCAACGUCAUUGGGCCCAUGUUGAUUAGCCAGGCAUUUCUGCCUUUGCUGAGGAAAGCAUCUCAGGACAGUCCCACAAAAGGUAUGAGCUGCAGCAAAGCCUGCAUUGUCAACAUGUCCAGUUAUGCAGGCUCCAUCACGGACGUUUACCUGUGGGAGUACGGGCAGGUUCUUCCUUACCGUUGUAGCAAGGCUGCUCUGAAUAUGCUGACACGGUGCCAAUCAUUGGCAUUUAGCAAUGAUGAAAUUCUGUGCGUCUCACUGCAUCCAGGAUGGGUCCUCACAGACAUGGGAGGCAACAUGGCUCCAAUAACAGCGGAUUCAAGUGUAGCAGCCAUGCUAAAACUUUUGGCUCAUCUUUGUGAGAAGGACAAUGGCACUUUUCUGAGCUGGGAAGGGAAAAUCCUUCCAUGGUGAACAACAACAGGCUUCUUGUUUGAGGAACAGGACAAACUUCUCACUUGGGCCAAUGUGAAUAUUUAUCUGGUGUUAUUUGUUGAUUAAAUGGACUUUUGUC